GAUAUCUGUGUUACUGGAAUAGAAGAACGAUGUCUGGGAGCAAUCUACUCACCGUACUGUCCGUACGUCCGUCCAGGGGACUAGUGGAUGAAAAGUUUCAAGUGGUUGUGGAGAAUUUGUUCCCGGGACAAGAAGUCACUCUGCACUCGCAAAUGCGCUCUGACGACGACGACGUCUGGCAUGCUUAUGGACAUUACGUCAGCGAUGAUGAAGGAACCGUCAAAGUUGCAGAGCAUGUGUGUGUUGGAGGGUCAUACGAGGGAACGGAGCCUAUGGGUCUGCUGUGGAGCAUGAAGCCGGUACCUGGGAGUAGAACAGAAGUCAGGCUGCGGAAGACGGACGUCAGCCAGCCGAUGGUGGUGCACAUCUCUGUGUACCGCGGGCACAUCAGCCAGGGGUUCGGCGAGGCCGGGGCCGUGGCGCGUGUGGUCGCGGAGCGCUGGUACAUGGCUCCCGGAGUCCGCCGGCUGGACGUCACGGAGGGCAAGGUCAGAGGGACGCUCUUCCUGCCGCCAGGUCCUGGACCCUUCCCUGCAAUCCUGGACAUGUGGGGAGGGGGUGGGGGGUUGGUGGAGUACCGCUCUGCCCUGCUGGCAUCCCAUGGGUAUGUUUCUCUGGCGCUGGACUACAUGUCACAUAAGACCAUGGCAGACCUCUCUGUAGAGGUUGGAAACCAGUACUUUGAGGCUGCGUUCGCCAUCCUGACGGAGCAUCCCCAGGUGUGCCGCGACCGGGUCGCCAUGUAUGGGCUGUCUUUCGGCACCUCGGUCGCCCUGGCGAUGGCCGUGUACUCGUCCGUGGUGCAGCCCAGGUGUCUGGUGUGUGUGAAUGGAAGCCAUGUGCAGCAGGAGUGGGGAUCUCUCAAUGACAUCCUUAAAGAGUUGGCAAAAAACGUCCACAAAACUCGUUACGAUGAGGAGCAGCGAGUGAUCUGGCGUGACCUUCUCCUGCCCAUACCCUCCGACCCCAGCCAGAAGGUGGCUAUGGGGAACUUGCAGUGUCCUCUACUGUUAAUCGUGGGUGAAGAUGAUCAGAACUGGCCAACUCUGGAGUCAGCCAAAGAUAUGGAGAAGAUGAUGGAGGAGGCCGGAAACAGGCACCUGCUGACCGUGCUCUCCUACCCUCGGGCGGGGCACCUGAUCGAGCCGCCCUACACCCCGCACGUCCGCUCCAGCAACUUCAUGAUUGCCCAGUCCAGAAAAAAAGUGCUGGUUCUGUGGGGAGGGGAGGUGGUGGCGCACUCUAGGGCCCAGGAGGACUCCUGGCGCAAAACCUUGGCCUUCCUGCAGCAGCACCUGUAUGGCCCGGACCCGGAAGCCCCCGGGGACCAGUGACGGGUGCGGGGCGAACACCUCCAUCCAUCCACCGCCCCCCCUCUCCUGCCUGCUCAGCUUUUACCCCAGGAGGGGUGCCGAACUCAGUGCUUUUCAGAAACUGCAUUUCAAUUAACAUUUAAAUUUAAUGUAAAUUUUUAAAAAAAAUUUUAUGUCCCCUUAAACUAGUGCAUUAAUGAAAUGUAGCACACAAGUGGAUUUAUGAAGAUGUUGAUCCAUUCCUGCCUGCUUACAUUGACCUGUCAUACGUGAGCCUACGUGUGAUGGUAUGUUCCAAAUAAACUUGCUACCCUCUCCCUUCA
Messenger RNA from Anguilla rostrata (American eel), 1636 nucleotides. Its product is annotated as peroxisomal succinyl-coenzyme A thioesterase-like. The record is from RefSeq and is a predicted model, not a curated record. Gene Ontology annotation, molecular function: fatty acyl-CoA hydrolase activity. Gene Ontology annotation, biological process: acyl-CoA metabolic process; fatty acid metabolic process. Lineage: Eukaryota; Metazoa; Chordata; Actinopteri; Anguilliformes; Anguillidae. The coding region runs from base 30 to 1334 and encodes 434 amino acids. The transcript is spliced from 10 exons.